Medioppia subpectinata is the source of this 753-nucleotide messenger RNA. The record is from the annotation of a GenBank genome assembly. Lineage: Eukaryota; Metazoa; Arthropoda; Arachnida; Sarcoptiformes; Oppiidae.
UGUUUAAAGUCCACCAAAAAUAAUAUCAAUUUAUUUUGUUUUAAAUAAUUAAUGAUUUAAUUAAUGAGUAAAACAUAUUUAAAACUAAUUAAUUGUUUAGUAACACAUGUAUUGCCUCUCGAAGUGUAUGUAAUACAGGAUUGCAAUCAUUAAAAGCAGUGUUUUUGUGGGAAAAUUGAAAAUCUGCACCAAAAUUGUUGUCACAUUUCUCUCGCAUCCCAUUAAUAGUCACUCAUAUAUCGCAUACAAGACAUGACACAAACAAUGAAAUGGUGGCCAAACACACCACUCAUCCAAACCAUUCAAUUGUAUUUAUUGACAACUCUUUUACUGAGUUUACAAGCCUUUGCUCAAUAUCAACAACAACAACAAUAUGAUGCCACAACAGGGAGGAGCGCCACAACACUCGAUCCAUUCUUACGGCACCGGACAACAGGGCGGACAACAACAACAACAGUACCAACAGGUGCCACAUCAGGCACAGGGAGGACAACAGCAGCAACAGUAUCAACAACAGGGGCAAGCGGUGGCACCGGGAGGUCAGGGCGAACACGUGCCUCAAUACCAACAGGCGCCACAACACGGCUCUAACGUAUUGCAUGACUCGCAACGCAUACACGAUAGACAGCACCUGAAGGAGCACUUGCACGGAGCGGUCGGCGCCGACGAUCUCAGCAAAAUGUCUGAAGAGGAGCUCCAGUUUCACUACUUUAAAAUGCAUGACAACGAAUGACAUUUAUUAGUGAGUGUACU